AUUUGCAUCGUUGUUGGCUUCUUGCAGAUAAGGGGGCAUAAAAUUAAUGUAUAUAUUUUGCGCGCAAGAAAAACUCCGCGCAUAUUACAAUUUUUGAAUUUUUAAAAAAUACGCUUUAGUCUCUUUAUGUCAUUGCCACUUCCCACUUGCCAGUGCCAGCAGACGACCAGUGACCAGACGCUUUUCUGAUUGCCGAGCCUCUGUCACAGUUUUACAGACACAUAGUCAACGCAUAAGAAGAGCGUAUUGCUAAUCAAGAUUACUACUCAAAGUUAAAUUUACUUUUGCGGUGACAACUAAUUAACAUAUAUUUUUUUAUUGAUUGUUACAUGUCAACAAAUCUGGUUAAAAUUAUAGUCAGGGAUGCUGUAGUCUUGACCUUGAUCAAUGGAUGAAGUAGUUAUUCGGAUUCUGUUCUUUGCAAAGGCCAGAGAGUUAGUUGGAAAAGAUUUUGACAAUAUUUCACUUUCCAGAACAACUUCAAGAAUCACUGGGGCAAAUCUUUUGUGCAUCAUUACAGAACAAUUUCCAGCUCUAGAAUCCAUAUCAAAGAACAUUGUCCUAGCUGCUGAUGAAGAAUAUGUUGAAUUUGAUCAGCUUAUAGACAUUAAAAAUUGCAAGGAAAUUGCAGUGAUCCCACCAUUAAGUGGUGGCUAGGUCGCUAGGAUUCUUCAUAAGCAGUGUGCUACAGCUUAAUUCGCCAGAGCCCUUCAAUUGUAUUUUAAAAUGGAUAUUAUUAACUUAGUUGAAGAACAGCUUGAUGUGAAUUCAAUCUACUCUAAAGUGGUUGAACAUUCUACUGGAGCUGUGUCAUUAUUUGUGGGAACAACAAGGAAUAAUUUUGAAGGAAAGAAAGUGAUUAGUCUAGAGUAUGAAGCUUUCAAGCCAAUGGCAUGUAAAGAAAUCAAGAAAAUUUGUGAGAAUAUUAGAGAAAAAUGGAAGGUUAAACACAUUGCAUUCCACCAUAGAUUGGGAGAAGUUCCGGUUGGUGAAGCAAGUGUUGUAAUAGCUGUUUCAUCCGAGCAUCGAGCCGAAUCUUUAGAGGCUGUUCAAUUUGGGAUUGACGCGCUUAAGAAGUCUGUACCAAUUUGGAAGAAAGAACUUUAUAGUGAUGGUGCUCCUGAAUGGAAAGCCAACAAAGAAUGCCUGUGGACAAAUCAAGAAGAAGACGCUAGUCUAUCUAAAAAGAGGAAAAUAAUGGUGGACUAUGCAGCUGCCGAUUGCGUUCAGAUCAAGGCUUCAAAUUUAGAGUUGGGAAAACGAAUUACUGCGUUUAUGGAACGGAAACGAUCAGAGUCGGACGUAUUCAACGUUCAGGAGUUCUGUCACAGACUACCAUUAAACGAAUUAGAGAAUUCAUGUGCUCGCACAGAGGCAGUGCUUGUAAGCAGAAAAGAUAGUAAAAGUCAUCUAAAGGUGUCGAGAUGCGUAAAUAUGUGGGGACCACAAACACACUCUGAAGUUCCGGCUCCAUCUUCAGUAAACACCAAAUUGAAUCCGACUCCUGCUAUCCAAGAACGGCUACAAAAUAUGGAAAAACACUUGGGUUUUAAUUCAAGAGAACAACCUAUUCCACUGGAUGUGUACGGACGCUUGAAAGCCCUUGAAGAUAGAAUCCUUCAUUUGGAAAGCAUUAGUCCUGAAUAUUUCGACGGACCGUUUAAUCUUCAGAAUAAUAAAGAAGAUGAAGAUUUGAUAUCAAAAAUUGAACAAAAAAUGGAUGAAUUACGUAGAAAAUUAGUAUAGUACCACUUUCUUUUUUCUGGUUGUAAUCUGAUCAAUAAAAUAUAAUGCAUCCUUCAAAUUGGUAA
Messenger RNA from Daphnia pulex (common water flea), 1811 nucleotides. Its product is annotated as molybdopterin synthase catalytic subunit-like. Gene Ontology annotation, cellular component: cytosol. The transcript is spliced from 6 exons. The record is from RefSeq and is a predicted model, not a curated record. Lineage: Eukaryota; Metazoa; Arthropoda; Branchiopoda; Diplostraca; Daphniidae. Gene Ontology annotation, biological process: Mo-molybdopterin cofactor biosynthetic process. Bases 727 to 1746 code for a protein of 339 amino acids. Gene Ontology annotation, molecular function: molybdopterin synthase activity.